UUUAGGAUGAGUGUCUGUAGAGCAGAGCUAUGCAGGUGCUGUGCAUGUAAUCAUGAUUUCUUUGGCCUAUGCAACAUUGUUGUAGAGGUUCCACUAAUUAAGACGUAACGUUUUAUAGUUUGGUGAGAAGAUGAAACUGGAACAGCAGCGUGGAAAUUCAUGUGAAAUAGCAUGGAAAUGUCAGGGAGUAGAAGGGAGGACUUAAUAAAUAGUCGAGUAGAUCCCAGUUGCUGGGAUACAGUGGGUUUAAAUGUUCUGCUGCCUGGGAACUGGAACUCAUUGGUGUUCUGACCCACGCAGUGAUGUGCUGCACCUUCCCAGCAGUGUUAUACUUUAAACCUGUCUCGUUGGGUGAGAUUUCUGUUUGAAGAUUAACACUUAACUGUAUUUACAUGCUUUACAUGGCUGCCAUGAAGACCUUUAGGAAUGGCUUCAUCCUCGGCAUGAUGCUACUUGGACUUUCCUGCCUCCCAUUGGAAGCUUCCAUUCCACAAGUGACCAUCCCAGCAGAGCUGCAGUCGGUGGAGGCUGAGGUUGCAGUGAACUCCACGUCCUGCAGCGUCACCUGCGGGCUGGGCCUGCAAAUAGAGGAGAUGUGCGAGGUCACACCAUCAGGAGAGAGGAAGAACUGCACCACGCGCCGCUCCCACUGCACCACCACUUGGGGCUGUGGUUUGCUCCACUUCACCAUCCCUGUGGGUAAACCCUUUGUGCUCAGCUGCCUGAGCUCGGACGUCAUCAAUUUCGGUCUCAGAGGGUACAGCUGUACAUGGAAGGUCGCCUCUGGUCUCAUCACCAUGAAUGAUCUUCUGUUUGUACCUUUCAGAAACCCUGAUUAUACCGUUGUCUUUUCCCCAGCCAAGGAGUCCGACGCGGGGACGUACCGCUGUGAUGUGCGAGUGUUAAAGACAUUUAGGGUCAUCAAGAGGAUCUACUUUGGGGUCAGGGUGAUCCGAGAUGACAUGGUGAACCUGGACUUUGUUAAAUCCUUGACUGAGGAGCAGAAGCUGGCAAUCAGGAAACAGGAAGGAAUGGAAGCCAACAGCACCCUCAUAGACUUGGAAGAGCAGCAGUAUUUUUGGCAAAAGAAAUUGUUUCAUAGAUACUCGAUAGGAUUGGGAGUUGGGCUGGUAGGGGUCAUCGUGGUAAGCUUAGCUCUCCGCUUCUUGCAGGAGAGGAUGAGGAUCAGAGCUGCAGAGAAUCAGACUCGAUUCUAAUAUAAUUCCUUGUCUCUGUCUCGCUUACUAUAACAAGCAGAGCAACGUGUAUCAGUGCAGUAUUUCAGAAUGAGGUUUGUAAUGCUUUCCUGGCUGUUGGGUUGGUGAGUUUGAGGGUAUUUCUGUAUUAUCUUGCAGCCCAUAACUUGGGAUCCUAUUUUUCUCUUUUCCCCUUCAAUUUCUUCUCCCUUUCCCAGGUUUAUGACGUAGAUUCCUCAGGUUGGUAGCUGGAAUUCUCCAGCAAGAGAUGCAGAGAAGUGAAGAUGCUGUAGCUGGGUCCCUUGCUUUUGGGUCCCUUGCUUUUGGGUCCCUUGCUUUUGGGUCCCUUGCUUUUGGGUCCCGGCUUUUGGGGUCCCUGCUUUUGGGUCCCCACUUUUGGGUCCCUGUGGUCCUUCCCAGCAGACCCCAAGGUCUGUUUUAGGGAGCUGGAAGGAGGUGAACCACCACUCCCUGCCUGCUCUGUUUGUUUGUCUUCCACUUUUAAGCUGAAGCAUCAUCAGCAGUAGUUGGAAGCUUCCAUUCUUCCCUUUGUAGUCCCGAACAGCGAGGCAGGGAGCAUUAAGCAGCACAAGCACAUCUUCAAUCUGAGCGCUGCAGCUCGAGGAGCGUAACGGGGUGGUUUUAAUCACGACUCAGAGCUGAGCUCACUCCUACAAUCUUGAAAGGAGGAAGGAGAGGGAAGAGUUCAGUGGGCUUUAGGCUCGCUCGUUUUCCUGGUGACUAAUAAGUACAAAGUGUGCAGCAGCACUGGAGGGAGCAUUGUUUCCCCAUUGGUAGCAGAAUCCGCAGAGGGACUUAUUAAGUGCCUUCUCUCCCUGGUUUCUGUCUUUAUUUUACAGUAAACAACUCUAUUUACUCGCUCUGUUUCCCUUUCCCCCCCUCCUCCAUGAACUCAAGUACAGGAAUGCGCCACACAUCCAAUUCUGGGGGUAGUAAUGACUGAGCUCUACUAUUUAAGAUCAAAGCGUGCUAUUAUUUUUCUCUUCAGACCAGGGGAAGAAAAAAAAAGAACAAAACACCACAUGCUUUAAUGUAGAAAGAGCUGAAAUAUACAACGAGAUGCUUUAUUUGCAGAACAUCCUAUUGAAAAGCAGAACGACAUCAGUUCUAAACGUAGCGAGCUGAAUCUUCGUGUCCAAUUAAGUGGGUAAUGGGUAGAUCUGGAUAAUGAUCUGUAGGCCGUGGGGUUGGCUGUAUUUGAGUGAGGAAUUGAGCCCGUUAGCAGCCUUGGAUUCUCUGUAGGUUGUUUGCUGGGUUCUGCAGGAACAAUUCAAUGCAUACAGCCAUAGGCAGAGGUUUGUGGAGGUGAAGGGAGGUGUCCUGCAGUGCCGGAAGGUUCCUCUGGGUGUGCAUUGGUUGUCUGGCUCUGUGCUUUGCACUGAUUUACUGCUGAGCCCCCUUGUUGAGCUCUGCUUUAGGCUAACUGCUUUCUGUUCUUAACAACAGAUUUCUCACCCACUGAAAUACAUGCAGGGCACGCUGCCUCUGGGUAAGGUGAGAUGGGUCAGCUCAGCCUCCUGCAUACACCCACCCUCAAUCCCUAAGCAAGCUGCAUGCAGGGGAGACCCAGGCCUUGGUUCCCUUAUAGCACCUCAUCCUCUCACCCACAGGGAAUCUCCUCUUUCCAAGCAGCAGCACUGACACAGAGCAGUUGCACACCCACGUUUAGGACAACUAGAGGAGCCCUCUGGCUGCGUUCAUCCCACACAAACCUCUCCUAUCCGUGGCUUUUUUGAUGCUGAGUGCCCACAGCACUCAUCCUGGGAUAUGCAUACAGCUCGUUUUGCUUCUGAAUGUAAAGAAACGGAGCUCACUAUGCUACAGAUACACACCACAGGAGUGAGGAGGCUUCAUUCUGCAUGGGGUGAGGCAUCUUCGGGUCCUGGCUGGGGCUGGGGGACCCUCUGAAUAGCAGGAGCAGGCAGAUGCUUCAUUGGGAGCUAGUGGUUAUAACCCACAAAGCAGCAGCCCCAUCUGGAGGAGCCCCUUCACACUUUGUCAUGCAAAUAUAAGGCUUCCUGUGGGCAGCCGGCUUUUAGAAAUGCAGAAAGAUGACAUGAAAGGUCUGGGAUCAUCCAUUUCCUCAGUGCUGAUGAGGAGGUCAAAGUGGGAACCAAUGGAGUCCUUCAUCUUUUAAUGGUGUUCUCCCUCUUUUCACCCAAGGGGAGGCAGUUGCCUGGAGCAGGGAAGCUGAAUAUGGUUAUUCUAUUUCAAUAUGGAAGGUAGUGAUGGAUAGCUCAGCUUCUUUCUCUGUUUAAGCAGUUGCUCCUUUGCCAUACCCAGAGGUAGAGGGCUGCAGAGGGGCUGCUUGCACACCCCUUCCCACAUUGAGGCUUACUGUGAUACCAACUUCUGCAGCCUGCUGGUGGGCCCAGGUAUUAGGAAGCAAUUAGAAUUGCACAUGCUAAAGCCAAACAGAUUGUGUGAGGGAGGAAGUCAAUUUGCUAAUGGCAUUAGCACUUGGAAAGAAGGAGGCAAUAACAGAAUGGUGAGGCACAGGCAGCUGUUUAAAUUGCUGUUAGCUACUGAAGCUUAUCUAAAUUGAAUAACUAGAUUGCCUUAACUGCUGGAAUUUGAAUGGUAGCUAAGAGGAAAACAACCCCCAUAUGCUUCUUUUACACCCAACCUGGCUCUGCCAUCCUCUGCACACCGAUCUGUGUUAAUUCUUUUGCUCGGUCCCACAAUCUGCUGGGCUGCAUUGAGCAGCUCAGGCUGUUGCCUUCUUGUUUCCCCUUUCCCCAUCACUUUGCCUUCCCCUCGCUGCUGCUUUCCCCUGGCUCAGCUCAUUUGUUAACAUCUUGUUUGCUGCAGGCAUCCCUUAAGCCUCACGUAGGAUGGAAGGAGUGCCUGGAAAUGUGGCAAUUUUCUUCAAUGACCACUGGUUUUGUAGAAGAGCUUUUCUAACCCCGUAUUUCAGAGCAUUUCACAACAUAAUAGCAGAUGCAGUUCGGUGGGAGCAACAACUGGGCUUGCCAAUGCAGCAGCAAUGCAGUGCUUAGCAAUGGGGCUCAGCUCAGAUGCCUGCAUAACUCCAGGAGAGGAUUUAGGAGGUAAGGUGUGACAUGCAUUGCUGGUGGCUAAGAAAUGCAUGUGAAUGCACAACUACCACCUGCAUAAUGCACCCCCCCCUCCUUCCCUACACAUAGAAGGGGAAAUUCAGCUUGUUCUCCCCCUUCCUCCCAGCACAGGUGCAUUGAGGGCUGUAGAUAUUGUUCCCUCCCCUGCUAUUUCUCCCAGCUUUUUGGCAAUGACACCCUGCAGACAUUUGUUCACUUGUUGCCUGUCUCCUGUGAUAGCAAUGUAAAGCUUUGGAGCGUGGGAAUAAGGCAGUGUCUUUUGCUGAAGCACGUUGAACACUGAUGGGUUUUUGGGUUCCUGUAUUAUCUCAGGUGAAACAGAGGAAAAACAAAUCCACUGUUGCAACACUAAUCCUAAGCAGGGGUGUGUUGGUUAACUCUGCAUUAGAAGAUGUUGAGUCAGGUGUACAUGAGAAUGAGGGUGGGGGGUUUUUUUGUGUGCUUAGCUCUGAUCCCAUGGUUUGAAUGGGGUUCCCCGUGGCCAGAGAUUUCCCUUUGGUGUCUGUGUGUCGUUAAUGGUGGCACUUGAGAAAGCAGAAGUGCACCGGGGGGCAAUCCAUCUCUGUGCUGGCUGCUCCCUGCUGUGUGCUUUAAUGAUGCUUCCCCCCCACACCUUACAAAGGCCCUCUGCUGCUGCAGUCCCUGAGCUCAUUACAGGGCUGUGGGGAGGAGCGGGCUCACCUGCGGCCCCACACAGCAUGGGGCAGAGAGGCCCGCAGCUUGACAUGGGCUGAACACAGCUGAGCCAGCCUCUGGGACCUCAUUCUCCCCCUAAGCCAUGCUAAGGGCUCAGUGUGUUGUAUGGCUGCCAGAUAUACUCGUCCCCUCCACCCAUCAGCCAUAGGAGAUCCUCAGAAAAGGAGCUCCAUCCUUCCCCUUCCCCUAUUCAUUCCUCCCCCCAUCCAUCCCCCCCAUCCUUCCUCUCCCCAUCCAAACUCACUGGAGCUGGAAGCUUACAGGGCAGCUUCAAAAACACAAGGUUUUCCCAGCCAUUUCCCAGAGGUGACCCUUUUUACUUCCAUUCCAAAUCAUGUUCUUUUUGUGAGCUGAUGUAGAGUUUAGCUCGAUGGGAACAGAAGUGCUUAUGAACUCUGCAUGUGAGUGAGUGCAGCAGGAAGGUCUGGGUGAUGUUUCCUAUGGACACUGCUGCUCAGUCCCCUCCAUACGCCACUGCUCCAUCCCUUUGAGUCCAGGUAGAAGGAAGGGAAUGGGUUUUAUUUAAGGCCAGUAGGAAGAAGGGAGAUGGAUUAAUCCAACAGAGCGCAGAGCAGGUGAUUUCAUGCCGUGCUUCCUGCCACGGUGGAUAUUACUUUCUGUAAUGGAAGUGAACCUUUACGAGCCUGUUGGCUCAUGGCUGGUCUCAGGGAUAUCCUUCCUGGAAGAACUCCAGUCAGGGUUUAAAUGCUGGGAUGGAUGAUGAAGGUUUUUUGGCAAGAUAUCCUAAAAAUCAAUUACCCUUUUUCUUUGCUAAUGAGCCACGUGACAUUUCUGACUUGAGUUUUCUAGCGUUACUUGCUUGUUAAAGUACGUUAAAUUAACAGAUCUAAACAGACCCCCCAACACCUGCAAUUCCUUGCCCUGAAAGCAGCCUCUCCCAUCAGAUAUUGCUGUCCAUGGGAUAGAAUCAGAAUUUACUGUGUCUGAAUUGAGCUCUGCUGGGGGUGUUCUGUCUGUGGGUGCCAUUGGCAGUAUUAUAUCAGGGCUGGGGGGAUCCUGAGAGCUCCCAGUGCUCAUAAAGCACUCCAGGCUCCAGUGGUUGUCUGAAGACUCUGAAGAUCUUUAUUUAAGAACUGCAUGCUACUGUAGCCAAUAAAUAAUGGUAAUUACAGUAAAUACAGUAGGCUUACAAUGCUCCCCAUUUGUUUUUCUUAAAAAGAAAAUAGUCUACAAGCAAAUGAUUGCGAAGAAAACCACUUGGGUGCAGUGAGGCUGGAUAGAAAUAGACCCAGCUGAGGGUUGAUGUUGGGGGACAGCAGUUUGGAGCAGGCAGGAUUCAGGGCUCCAGGCUUUAUGGAUGGGAUCCAUAUGGAUGCCAUCCCAUCCUUGAAUGGGGUUAUGAAUGGGAUUCGUUACUCAGCUCCUUCCUUAGGUGAAGGGUGGGAAUGUCUCCCAUUUGGGAGCAGUGUUGAAUCACUCCUGCUGUAAAUAAUCCAUUCCUCAUCCAAACCCACUUGGCUGAGCUCUGAGUUUGGUCCAGACCUCCUCAAACCAGAACUGCACCAUUAUAUCUUCAGUAUGACCAGCAUCCUCAUGGUGUUGGUGGCACUGCUAAGAAGUAAGAAGGACCCUGUGAAAUUGGAUGACUUCCCUCACUGAGCCAUUACAGCACUGGAACAAAACCCGGCCGCUUAACUCGUCCCUGUAAGUCAAUUCCUAAAGUAAAUGCUCAGAGCAAUUACACGUGAGGGAUUGUUAAUGAGACAGGAAAUUGAUUUGCAGCUUAAAGCAACAGUGCAAAUCCAGUGACCUCCGUGUUAAGAUGCUGAAAUCUUCUGUGUUCUCCCCCAGCUUAGAACACCCUUUAUGCCCUGUGCUGCAUUUCAGAAGCUCUGAGUGCUUUUAAAGGAGGUUUCUUCCUCCUUUCCCUCCUGCUGAGGGCUUUGGUUAGGCUUUACAUGUGGGUUUAUUUUAUAGCCUGGAUAGAGUUUAAUUGGGUACUGCCUCGACUGCGCCUUGCUAAAGGAAUAGGGAUGUGUGCAAGUCACUGUGUGUGUGUCACAAACCCCCCUGAGAAAUGCAAGGGGAAAAUGGGCUGUAACACAGCAAGUGAAUCUGGGAGCAUUCUGCUCUGCCUUCAGCCUCAGUGGGAGCUGCAGGUGGGGAAUCCUUGCUUUGCCUUGUGCCCAGCCUGCAUCCCUGUGUGUGCUUGCAAUGCUUUACAGUGUGCCCCUAUUUUGCUCCUAGUCACUUGUGAUAGUGCUUUGAGGAGCACUGGUGCCAUGUGAGCAGUGCUGGGUGAUGGCACAGGGAUGGGUUUGCUCUGGAUCUGGGGGUAACAGGGGGUCCUCACUUCCUAUUAGGGGAAAUGAGUGGCUGCUGGGUCUGGAGCCUAUAUCAGAUGUGGGGUUAGAGCAAUGGCUAUGGCCAUCUCACACUUUGCUUCUAUGUGUAGCCCUUAAAAUGUAGCAAAAACAGAGCAGUGUUUUGGUUAAAUGCAUCCUGGUGAAGCUGUUUGUGAUUUAUCCUUUCAAAAAUGAGGCAUAACUUGAAUUCAAAUAGCGAACAUUUAGCUGUCAAGGGGACCUACUUGUCACUUAAGGGCUUGGGGAAAUACUGUCCCAUGAAUUUUACAUAGCAGAAUAUAUUCAGGCCGUUUGCAAUGCAGAGCAGAGCCAGCCAGAAUAUUUGAAAUCCAACCAUGAAGUUUUUCACCGAUAUAAACUGUGCCUAUGAUCUACUCCAACCCAUAAAUACAUGGAGAAUGUAC
Messenger RNA from Coturnix japonica (Japanese quail), 7721 nucleotides. The record is from RefSeq and is a predicted model, not a curated record. Lineage: Eukaryota; Metazoa; Chordata; Aves; Galliformes; Phasianidae.